Molecule: messenger RNA, 6198 nt
Organism: Chenopodium quinoa (quinoa)
Lineage: Eukaryota; Viridiplantae; Streptophyta; Magnoliopsida; Caryophyllales; Amaranthaceae
Exons: 14
Coding region: 498-5228 (1576 amino acids)
Molecular function (GO): zinc ion binding
Source: RefSeq, a predicted model, not a curated record
UAUAAUAUUUUUUACCUUCAAAAUUUUUAGAAAGUGGGGGCAUUAAAAUUAAAACAUAAAUAAGAAAAAGGAAAAAUAAAAUUAAAAACGCGGCUGCUUUACACCAAAAAAACCGUAGUUCAUCUCUGCUAAUCAAAUUCCAGCUCCUACAGAUCGUCAAUUUUACGAUCCACAACUAAAAAGGGGUUUUUAAUACUCCUCAAAUUUCGAUCAAUUACAAUUAAAUUACCCUCAAAAAACCCAGAAAAAUUUAUUCUUUUUCUUCCCAAUUUAAUUCAUUUAUUUUAUUUUAUUGUUUUUUUUUUCCUUUCAAUUAGGUGGUUUUUUCUGGAUUUCAGCUAUUGAUCUUGAUCUAAUAAGGUGAAAUAACUAAUGGGGUUUUCUAGAUUUCGAUAUUCUUCAAUGGGUCGAAUAGAAUUUGUGAUUUUAUUUUCUGGGAAAUUGUGAAAUAGCUUGGUGAGUAAUUUUUGUCAAUCGAAACGUUUCGCGUUUCUGAGAUGAUUUCUUUGGGGAGGAAGGGAUUAGAGCAGAGAUUUAGCAGUAAUAAUAAUAAGAGAGAGAUGGAGGUUGAGACUGAGCUUGAAGAAGGAGAAGCUUGCUCUUACCAAGACGAUGAUGAUGAUACAAGCAUUGACCCUGAUGUUGCCCUUUCUUACUUAGAUGAUAAACUUCAAGAUGUACUGGGUCACUUUAAGAAAGAUUUUGAAGGGGUGGUUUCAGCCGAGAGUUUGGGAGCAAAAUAUGGUAUAUAUGGUUCGUUCUUGCCAACUUAUCGCCGAUCACCUGUUGGAUCUCAAUCUAAAAGUCCACCAAGAGUUCAAAAUAAUAUUACUCCCCAGUCUCCAAAUACAUUACAAAUGGAGGUUGGUCAUCAUAAAUCUCUUGCUCCGGCCAAUGUCUCGUAUUCAAUAAAACAAGGAUCUGCUUCUACUGGUUCUGCUUCAUCUUUUCCUUACAAGCCAUUACCCCAAAAUGACCUGAGUAGAAAAAAUGGGAGGAAAAAAUCCAUUAAGUCAUUGGAUUUGUGUGCAACUAAAUCUGAAGUUCGUGAUCAGAAAACGCUGAAAGUUCGAAUUAAAGUGGGUUCAGAUAAUUUGUCAGUGAAGAAAAAUGCUGCAAUCUAUAGUGGUCUUGGACUUGAUGGUUCUCCAACUUCAUCACUUGAUGAUAGCCCCAUGGAUAAUGAAGGGCUGUCUUGUAGACUUUCAUUUGAUGGUUUCGAGUCUCCAACUCAAAUUAUUCAAAUGAUGACAUCCUCCCUGCUAUUAGGAGGUUGCUUUUUGUCUCCUCUUCCAGAUGACCUGAUGUGUUUGAGUGAAAGGCCAAAACACACGCAAGACAUUCUUACUGAAACUUCCUCCAAGGCCGAACUAAAAAAUUCUGUCACAGGGCACCCAACUUUUCCAAUCAAAGAUAAGACAAGUUCUGUUGAGAACAACAUGAAGUUGUUGGAUAAAAAAGGGUUAUCUUUGCAAGAUAAGGGAGAUGGGAAGGACAACAAUAUAGGUUUUGGUUCCCAAUUGAAGGAGACAGACAUUGAUGCUGUUUCUUGUGAUGAGCUUGUUUCUAAAGCUUUGAAACUUCCCCUUCUAUCUAAUGCUCACAGUGAUGUGAGAUGCUCUCCAACAGCUUCUUUGAAGCAAACAGUUUUCAGUGAUACAUCAGAGAGGGAGCCUUUAGAACCAGUUUUUGUCCAUGUCAGCUUAAGUGAGAAAUCAACUGGGAAGGUAUCCUAUGCUGCAAAUAACUCAAAUAGCAAAGCUGCUGAAGUCCGAAACAAUAUGGUGACCGAUUCAGAAAAAGUUGGUGAUGACAAAUUUAAAACAGUUGAUGGUACUACUAAUUUCAGUACUGGUGCUUCCAAUUUAAAAAAGGCUUCAAAGAAUGGACUGAAAGAUCCUGUAAAUCAAGGGACCAACAAAUUUACUUCCCGUGAUGAUGCUAUGGCUGUAUCUUGUGGGAAUGGACAGUUCUCGUUUGGUGAUGAAAAAAGACCAAAGAAAAGUCAAGCUCGUGGAUUUGCUACUGGAAAAAUAGCCAUGGAAAUUAAUGAAGAUAGUGCUCCGUUGCUGAAAGACAUGAAGUAUACUGAUGCUGAGAAAACUGCUUGUAGAAUUGAAGUGCAAAAGGAUUCCAAGAUAGGCAUGGGUCAAUAUGUUGACUUCUUUGGAGAGAUGAAUGAGGAAGAAGGUGAUGUAAUGGACUCCCCAGAUGUCCCUUCUGGAGAGAUGUUGAAGACCUCUGAGGUGGUUGACAAGACCAGCUUUGUUUAUGAGAACAAUUCUAAGGAGAGGACAAGUUCCUUGGAUACACGCAAGGGAACAACUUUCGGGGAGAAACUUAAAGGGCACUCUACCGAUGCUCCUGUGCCAGAAAAUGGCCGCCCUAUAUUUGAAACAGCUCCUACUAGCAAUGAAGCAAAUGUUGAUUGGGUUGGCUGUGACAAAUGCCAGAAAUGGCGAGUUUUCCCACCUGGCUGUAAACCUGACAACCUUCCUGAUAAGUGGGACUGCAGUAUGAUGACCUGGCUGCCUGAUAUGAACCGUUGCAGCGCUAGUGAGGAGGAAACCAACAAUUUCCAUGUCCCUCCUCCUGGAAUGACUUCAGCUGAUAUUAUGAACUCUGGGAGAAUAACCAGUAAAGUAAGAAAACCGUCAAAGUCAUCUUUCCAAAAUUCUCCAAAAAAGCCUCCAAGCUCUAUAAAGAAGCAAUUUUCAGCAAAAGAGCCAUACCACAUGAACGGACUAGAUCUUGAGCAACAAGCUAAGUCUGGUGAUACAUAUCCAGAUUCUGGUCAACAUAAGAAAAUAGAGAAGCACAGAAUGGAUUGUUACUCUGAUGGAGGUCAUGCUAAGAACCCAAAAAUAAAAAGCAAAAGGGAAUCUGAUCAAGAUUUUUCUAGAACUUCUAAGAAAAGUAAAACACGUAGCAUGCAAAGUGGGGAUAAUGGGGUAGCUGCCCAUGAUCAAGGUUUUGAGACUUUGGGUGUUAGCUCAGGCUAUGGGCUGGGAGCUGGUACAUCUGGAAAGGAUCAGGUAUCUGACUUAGAAUUCUUUGCUUCUCAGAACUCUAAGGAUGACAUCAAUAGCAUCCGUCCAGAUUAUUUUGGCAAAUCAAAAUUUCAAGUUGAGGACCUUCCAGUUGUUGGUUCCAUGCAUGUCAGCAAGUCUGGUAGUGGAAAUAAGAAGAGAAAAGGUGAUAAUUUCAAGGAUCCUCCAAACUCUACUCCAUCUUCUGGCAAAUUGAGGGAUGAUAAUGAAAAAUCUAGCAGGAAGAGGCAUAGGAUAUCCAAGUCAGAAGGAAAAGAUUCCAGUGCAAGUAAAAGAAAUGGUAAAGCAGACAAGAAGACUAAAAAUGUUUCACAACACAGAUUGGUUAGUAAUGAGUCUGUGCAAAAGGAUUCAGUAGGUGCAAAUCCUGUUAUGGCAGCUACAUCAAGCUCUUCAAAAAUUUCUGGAUCUCUUAAAGUCAAAUCUAAGUUCCAGGAAAUAAAAGGUUCACCUGUUGAAUCAGUUUCUUCUUCUCCCUUGAGAAUUCCAAAUCAAGAUAACAUCAUAUCUGGGUGCAAAGUAACAGUAGGGAAUGAUGACGUCCAAGAGGCCACCAAAGUGGCAACAGACAGUCCUACAAGGUGCUCUGCUGUUGAUUAUGAUGGCAACGAUGAUCAAUCUGGAGCUAUACUGAACGAUAAAAUUGCAACAGGCACACUUCAUGGCUCUUCAAAUUUGAUUGGCGUGCAAGACAAAAGUAUAGGAGAUUUACAGCUGACUAAUGGUAACAGCCGCGUUGAAAAUUUGAACUUAGAUAAUGGGUUCCCCUCAGAGACACAAGUUUCACAUAGAUGUGUGAAUGAAACAGCAGCUAGAGGUGAACUCCGUCUUGAUGCCAAUAUUUCAAACUCAGGAAAAUCUUGUAAGGAUUCUCCUUCACUCUCCAAUGAUAAGAAUCAAACUUUGAAAUCUAAUUCUGGGAAGAGCAAAGUUAAGAUGUCCGACUCAUAUGAGAACUCACUGAAUCAUACAAUAGCUCAUGAAGAGAGAGAACUGGACAGGAAAGUAAAAGUUGACGAGAAAUGUGGGUCAAGUGCUGAUAAGAAUAUGAAUUGUACAAUAUUGAGCAAUAAAGAACCCUCUUUUCCAAAGUCUGAAGGAAAGCCAGAAUUUGAUGAGAGAAGAUUUUCAAAGAAGUUUGAUGUGGAUAAAUCUGAGGACUUGGUACCAAUAUCUGCAAAAGAGAAGUCCAGGCAUAUGCUGCGUUCUGAUGGUGAGAAAAAGGAGGCGUUAGAUAAUCUGCAACCUAAGCAAGGUAUUAAGGCCAGUACUUCAGCCAGUGAUGCUCGUCUUGAUGCUCUUCCUAGGGAACCCAGACUGAAUAAAAAAGCUGAUAGUCAGAAUGGAACUCAUAUUUUGUCAAAGCAAACAAUAUCUAAUGGCCACAGGAACAAGAAUCAGGAUGCUCCAAGUCCUCUUAGAAGGGAUUCUUCUAGUCAAGCUGCAAGCAGUGCUAUUAAAGAAGCCACAAACCUCAAACACUUGGCUGAUCGACUGAAGAGCUCGAGUCCAACAGAAAGUAUAGCAAUGUACUUUGAAGCAGCACUGAAGUUUCUUCAUGGAGCCUCCCUUCUAGAAUCUGGAAAGGCUGAGAACAUUAAACAUGCAGAUAUUGCUCAAUCUAAGCAAAUCUAUAGUAGUACCGCAAAGCUUUGCCAGUUUUGUGCCCAUGAAUUUGAGAAGAUGAAAGACAUGGCUACUGCUGCACUGGCAUACAAAUGUGUGGAAGUGGCAUAUAUGAGGGUAAUUUAUAAUUCACAUAUUACUGCAAGCAGAGAUAGGCAUGAGUUGCAGGCUGCUCUGCAGAUGGUUCCUCCAGGAGAGUCGCCUUCUUCAUCUGCCUCUGAUAUUGACAACUUAAACAACAAUGCUAAUGGGGACAAGGCUGCUCAGGCCAGAAGUGGUGGUUCACCUCAACUUGCAGCAAACCUCGUCAUUGCAGCCAAGAACCGUCCAAACUUUUCUAGGCUUCUUAGUUUUGCUCAGGAUGUAAAUUCUGCAAUGGAAGCUUCAAGAAAAUCACGCAUUGCUUUUGCAGCUGCUAAUGUUAGCAUGAGUCGGGCAGAUUUAAAAGAGGGAGGAAUCACUUCCAUUAAGAGAGCUCUGGAUUUCAAUUUCUAUGAUGUUGAUGGGCUACUGCGUUUGGUUCGGCUUGCUAAGGAAACAAUCAGUCGUUAAGCAGUUAUUUUUGGCAGUUCAUGUUGUCCAGAGGAAGUUAUGUCUUUUGUGGAACUGUCUUGAGGAGGUAAAAAGUGAAUGGGUUUCAUCCUUUGCUUGCAUGUGGUGAUAUGGACCAGAAAUCAUUUCAUGUCUUCAGCUGGUUCCUCACAUGGACAAGAGACUCAUUGCAAGCUGUUGACAAUAGUAUCAAGGCUAUCAAUUAUCUUAUGUUUCUUGGGAGUAGCAGUCAAUGAGAAUUCUUUUUGCGGCUAAUUAUUAUUGGAAGGGAUGGCAAUUAUCAUUAUUGGAUUUCCAUCCUGUUAUGACAAGAGAAUUCCUAUACCGUUCAUGUUAUUUUAAUUCAAGUAUGAUUGUGUACAUAAAAGAGAUUAGAACAUGAGAAAUGUAGCUCAUAUGGAGUAACAGUCACUGGAGCUUGCUGGGAACCCUGAAACCGCAUCACUCUUGUUUCUAGACAAUCCCAGAAGAUUGAGGAAAAACUACAAUUUGAUUGCUGACAUUUUCUAAAUGAGAGGAUACAAGUGGCAUGAAGCACCAAAUACAUGUAUAUAAGGCAGCAAAAUCUUCCGUAUAUUUUUAGGAAGAAACACCGCAGAGUUUGCACAGCACACUCCUAAACUGAAAUCACUAACGAUGGGAUCAGCUCUAACAGGUGUAUGCUGCAGGUUUUUGUUAACUUUAAAAACUGUAAAUACAAGAAACAUGAGUACCCCUUUACCUAUUUUAAGGUUUUUCCCCCCUCUAAAUUCGUUUAUUAUUAUUUUUUUCCAGAAACAAUGUAUAAGGUUUUUUUUUUUUUUUUUUUUUUUUUUUUUUUUUUUUUUCACAAAACAAUAAGCAACUUAUUGUCUUACUACAAUCUAUGUAUUCUGUUCAUCUCUUAAAUACACCCCAAACAGCAUGUAUACAUUACCAUAUGAUACACUAGUACAAUCCUAAUCUCAAAGGGCAUUGCCCAGUUACGUGA